This is a messenger RNA of Prunus avium (sweet cherry), 827 nucleotides long. RefSeq names its product Signal peptidase subunit. Gene Ontology annotation, biological process: protein targeting to ER. The record is from RefSeq and is a predicted model, not a curated record. Gene Ontology annotation, cellular component: signal peptidase complex; membrane. NCBI's taxonomy places the organism in Eukaryota, Viridiplantae, Streptophyta, Magnoliopsida, Rosales, Rosaceae.
AAAACCUCCCAAGUCUUCGUUUCUUCAAAAACCCCCAAAAGAAAACGCACAUUUUUUCUUUCUUUCUUUCUUACUCGGACCAAAACCAGAACAAGCAGAAAACGAAGCAAAAAAAACCCAAAAAGAAAGAAAGAAAGAAGAUGCAUUCGUUUGGGUACAGAGCCAAUGCUUUGCUAACUUUCGCUGUCACAAUUUUGGCCCUCAUGUGUGCCAUGGCCUCUAUCUCUGAUAAUCUCAACCACCCCACUCCCACUUCCCAAGUCCAGGUGCUGAACAUCAAUUGGUUUCAGAAGCAACCAAAUGGCAACGACGAGGUCAGCAUGACUAUGAAUAUAUCAGCAGACUUACAGUCAUUGUUUACGUGGAACACAAAGCAGGUUUUUGUUUUUCUAGCCGCUGAGUAUGGAACCCCAAAGAACUCACUGAAUCAGAUCUCUCUGUGGGAUGGGAUCAUACCAACCAAAGAGCAUGCAAAGUUUUGGAUUCAUACUUCAAACAAGUACCGUUUCAUUGAUCAGGGAAGCAAUCUCCGGGGUAAAGAAUUCAACUUGACGUUGCACUGGCAUGUGAUGCCCAAGACUGGCAAAAUGUUUGCUGACAAGAUUGUCAUGUCUGGAUAUCGCUUGCCUCAGGAAUAUAGAUGAGGUUGUGUUUGUAUUGUGUACCUUUUUGUUCUGUAGCUUUAGUCUCUCUUAACAAGGAAUGAUCAUUGCUAAAUUUAUAGACUUAGAAACACAGCAGGCUUUCAGUUCUUAUAAGAAAAAAGAAAUAUAUUGAGAUUUGCUCGGAUUUUGGAUUCUCUAUAACUUGGUUUGCUAAUUCUUGCA